AUGUGGUCCACCAGCGUGCAGCAAGAGUUUCUGGCGGAUCAGCGCAAUGCGGCGCUGCAUACGCCAUCUGACAAUGGGCGAGCGAUGGGCUCGGAUACGUCCGCACUCCCAGACCCGGCUACGUUAUCUCGACCUGUAAAUCGGCAAGAUCCGCAGGCUACUCAACCGGACUCAGGGGCAGCAGGGGUAACUACAGGCAGUGGUGAUGUACCACUAACUGAGGCAGAGAAGGCGCAAUUGGCUCAGGCCCAAGGAGAGGAUGCCAUGAGGCAACGAAUCAGGCAGGAGGCGCGUAUUCUGAUGGCGGAAGAAGCUGCUCGGUUUCGAACGGAGCGUCUCGCGGCAGAAAGCGCGUCUGGCUCGUCAACGAAGGGAUCAGCCACGGCGAGCUCAACCUCAGGAUCAGCGCGAUCUUUGAAUGGGGUGCCCCUGGCUUCUAGGGCGUCACGGGCGAUUGACCUAGCGGCUUCGGGCGAUUAA
Sphaeroforma arctica JP610 is the source of this 480-nucleotide messenger RNA. RefSeq lists its product as hypothetical. The transcript has a single exon. The record is from RefSeq and is a predicted model, not a curated record. NCBI's taxonomy places the organism in Eukaryota, Ichthyosporea, Ichthyophonida. The coding region runs from base 1 to 480 and encodes 159 amino acids.